This is a messenger RNA of Dicentrarchus labrax (European seabass), 7852 nucleotides long. RefSeq names its product family with sequence similarity 13 member B (gene fam13b). The transcript is spliced from 23 exons. The coding region runs from base 441 to 3413 and encodes 990 amino acids. The record is from RefSeq and is a predicted model, not a curated record. NCBI's taxonomy places the organism in Eukaryota, Metazoa, Chordata, Actinopteri, Moronidae. Gene Ontology annotation, biological process: signal transduction.
GUUCGUCCCUUGAGGGUGUGUGUGCGAGACUCGCUAAGCAACGACCUGCGAACGGGCACCAGAGCCAGUCCGAGCACCAGAAGAAACAGGAACCACAUUAUUAUCGAGUGUCUUUGCAAUGUUCCCGACGAUACUUCUGCGCCGUCUGCUCUGAUAUCAUCGAAGUUGCCGUCUCUCCAGGCGUCGGCUACAGAAACCAAACAAGAAAUUAAUGCAUCUUGCUCCGCGUUCCUGUUUGUUUUGACCUGCUAGAAGGGGAUCCUGCAAGAGGGAUUAGCGGUCCGUCAAUGAGGAACUACCGGCUCAUCUUCUGCCACAACCUGAAGCAGCCAUAGAUGGUUCAGUGGUUCACUGGGCAGGGGAGGAGAGGAUAGGACACACUUUCACUGCUACACGACGUGAGGUCUUGGCGGGGUUGUGGUGAGGAGGAGGAGGAGGCCAUGAGGAAGAGCGUGUCUCCGUUGCCAGGCAAUGAGGGCGGGAGCUCAGCCAGCACCACACGUGUUUUUGGCGUUCCAUUGGAGGAGGUGACACGCACACACACAAUCAGUGGCCAUGAGGUUCCUGCACUGGUGAAACACAUUGUCGACUACAUUGAGGAGCAUGGUCAUCUGGACCUGGAGGGCCUCUUCCUGGUGAAUGGCAACGCAGAGCGUGUGGAUUGGCUGCGCCAGCGUUACGACAGUGGUGAGGACGUGGAGCUAGAGAAGGAGGCGGACCUGGCAUCAGCGGUCAGUUUGCUCCGACUCUUCCUGCAGGAGCUUCCUGAGCCUGUUAUCCCAACAGCGAUACAGGGACACAUACUACAGCUACACCAAGAUUACAGCAGUGAAGAGGAGCUGUGUAGAAACUUGAAGUACCUCCUGCAGCAGCUUCCCCAGUUGAACUAUGGUCUUCUGCGCUUCCUGUGUCGCUUCCUGGCCAGUGUGGCAUCACUUCAGCAGGAGAGCUGGAACAUCGGGGCGCUGGCCGCUGUCUUCGGGCCCGACAUCUUCCAUCUGUCAACAGAGGGAGAGGACCUUCGAGACCAGGAGUCUGUCAGCAGAGUCUUGGCAGAGCUGUUGGACAACCAGGACGGCCUGUUUGACUCGGAGGAUGAUGACGUCUCCACCACCAACGACUACAGCUCCAUCAAUGAACAGAUCACUGAGCUGUUGGAUGAUGAGAGGUGUGAAGCAGAAUGUGAAGAGUUGCCUCAGGACGGGGAGGAAGGUCCUGCCUCCUCUGACUCACCACAACACACACACACUGACGACAGCCCCGCAGCCAGCUCCCACCUCUCCCCUAUAUCCAUCCUGCCUGCUGACUCUGCUGAGAUAAUUCAGCGAACCAUCAGGGCUGCAGUGGAGCAGCACUUCUUUGAGCUGAAAACCUCCAUUGAUCAAGACCUCAGCAACUAUGACAGCCAAGGGGUGAAUCCCAGUGAGCCUGCAGACCAGGGUUGCCAUGGAGAUGAGCAACAAACGGACCCUGAGGACAGUCCCUGCGAUACAGAAGGGGAGACCCCACUCACACAGCCCGAGCAGCACAUACAACAAAGCCAGAAAGACACACAGGAUUCAUUGGACUCUGUGACCACCCUGGAGGAGAGCUCGGGAAUGGACCUGGAUGCAGAGGCUGUCAGAGAUGCUGAGAACAACAUCAACACUGCCAGACAGGACAAUCAACCCUGUGACAUCAUGGAGCAGACUGAGACUGACACCAUAAGCUGUGACUCGGGUUCAUGCCACUGUGAUCAGAACGCCAACACCAGUCAGACCAACAGGAAUCACCUGUCGCCAUGCCAACCGAACUCCGGCCACAACCCCCACCUCCAGCUCUUCCCUGACAACCAAUGGGAAGCAUCACCCCCCUCCCAUCUCCACCUCCCUCCCAUAGACUUCUCAUGUAUGCAUCUGCAAAAAGAAGGCCAUGACCCCGUCCCGGCUUACAAAUCCUGGCAGGAUGACAACGACAGCGGCGAGGCACAGCUCUCCCCACUGGCCGGUCGCAUGGUUCCCCUCCCACCGCUGCCCCUGGAGGAGGAAGGCGAGGAGGACGAGGAGGAUGGAGGGCAAGAUGCCUCCCCCUCCUCCUCCCGCUCCCACCCUCACCUCCUGGCACGCCGCUUUCUCGACUUUGGAGCGCACAGUGCCCAGCGGUUCCUCCAGCAGGACCCGGACGCCACCUCACCCACUAAAGCACAGAGGCCGCGGCGAGCAUCAUUUGGUUCCAAAGAGUCAAUGAGAGGAGGAGAUUCAGUGACCCACCAACUCACCAAGAAGCUUCAGCACCUGAAGAAGAAAAUUAAACAGUUUGAAGAGCAGUUUGAGAAGGAGAGGAACUAUAAGCCUUCUCAUGGAGACAAGGCAGCUAACCCUAAAGUCCUCAAAUGGAUGACCGACCUCACCAAGAUCCGCAGGCAGAUUAAAGAUGCCAAACACCGUGCAGAGAGUGAGCUUGGACCCCAGACUCGUCCUCGGAGCAACACCUUACCCAAGAGCUUCGGCUCCACGCUGGACCAAGGCGCUUACAAUGCAGCAGUUGAGGUCAAGGGUCAGCGUCCCACCCGCGAGGAGACACUGGAGCUGAUCCAGUGCAGGGUCAAAGGGAAGAGGCAGGAGGAUGGCUGGCCUGAUGACAUCAAGAAGAUGACCAAGGAGCAGUUGUCCUGUGAGAAGACGGUCCUACAAAAGAACCUGCUGCACUACGAGGGCCUGCAUGGCCGACCGGUGACCAGAGAGGAGCGUCUGGUGGUGAAGCCUCUCUACGAUCGCUACAGAUUGGUCAAACAGAUGCUCACCAGAGUCAGCAUCACACCUGUCACAAUGUCCCCCUCCAGUAAGAGACGAACUCAGACCCUCCAGCCAAUCAUUGAGGGGGAAACCGCUCAUUUCUGGGAGGAGAUCAAAGAGGAGGAGGAGGACGAGCGGAAGGAAAGAGAAGGAGGAGAAAAAGAUGAGCGGGAGGAGGAGAGAGAUGAGGAGGAGGAAGAAGAAGAGGAGGAGGAGGGAGAGAGCAGCGGUGGGGAGAUGCAGAGCUCCGAAGUCAUAAUGGCCGUUGACCUUGUGACCCCGACCGACAGACCAGUGAGGAGCCAGAACCAACCUGACCAACAGAGCGACUGUCCAAUGACAGCCAAGCUGGAGGAGGGGUCGGGGAGGCUGGCGCUGGACCUGCGGCUGUCCAGCUCCAACGCUUCGUCCAUGCCAGAGCUGCUGGAACAGCUGUGGAAGGCCAGAGCAGAGAAGAAGAAACUGAGGAAGACCAUCCGAGCGUUUGAGGAAGAUUUUUAUCAGCAUAAUGGAAGAAAUGUUCAGAAGGAGGACCGGGUCCCGAUGCUGGAGGAGUACCGGGAGUACAAGAGGAUCAAGGCCAAACUCCGCCUCCUGGAAGUUCUCAUCAGCAAACAGGAUUCCUCCAAGUCCAUCUAGACCCCUCCCCCUCGCAACCCCUCAGAUACUCGCCAUCACGGCACACAUCAGCUCUCAUCACCGCUGCGAGGACCCGCCAAGGGUGUCCAUCAGUCUGUCAGACGCCAUCACACCUUGGAGGACUUAAUAAACACUCCAGCAUCAUCGUCACAUGACUUGACAGGAAGUCGACAUCAAGACGCUCAGUCAGACUUCAUGUUCACGACUUGGUGUGCUGCAUUUAUGUCAUGGAGGAAAGUAAAUUAGAGUGACUUGCUGGUUCAGAGUUACUUUGGAAAAUUGAACUUUAAAGUCAGUAAGUUAGGAUUGAACUGAAACACUUAAACACUGUUUGUAGUUCCAGGACAACUUUCAGUGAACUUUUGAGGGACUCAACCUGCGUUUUAACUACAGAAACCAAAGCACAGGUUUGGUUCUUGGAGUAUUCACCUAGCACUGUUAAGAGCUAUGUGUACAGUAUCUAUUCAGACUGCAACCAAACACUGGUUGUUGCUAAUAUCAGUAAUCAGAUUAGGGAUGGGAAUUUUAUUUUGACCAGUAAAAAAAAUAAAAUUAAGUAAUAAGUAAGCAGUAAAUUAAAAAGAACAACAUGGUGACUGUUGUCUCAUGGCAUACAACAACUCAAAUGGGUUUUAAUACUUUAAUCUUUUGGCGAAAAAGUUCAUGACACUUUGGUCCUGGGACUAUUGAAUCCCCAUUAGUGAGCGAUAUGCAUUGAAGUGUUUAAAAAUACACAUUUUAAGUGCAAAAAGGGCAAAUUUUAAGCAUUUUGAUCACAAAAUCACUUCAGAUCAUUACAUUUGUUUGUUAAAUACAUGAUUAUCUAUAUGUGACUACAGAUAUUUUCCUUGUCUGUGAUUUCAGAUUUCAGUAAUGUGGACAUUACAGUCUCUGAGGUUAAUUAACCGCUUUAAAGGGUCACGUACAUUUUUACAGCCAUUUUCAUGUUUCAUGAAUGCAGCACCACCACAAUAUAAACUUAAAAUCACUCCUGUCAGCCACAACUGAUCUCUGCUGCCUCGUCUGACUGCGAAUUGUUUCAAAACAAGGGAAAAAAGGAAUCAUCUUCACUGUCUGUCUUCAUCAUCGUUCCACCAAUGUUGACUCGAGACUUUGCACUUGUCUUCUUAUUUCUUCGACUUGUGAGAAAAAAAACAACUUUCUGACUUUUUAAUUUCAAGAACUUUUCUUGUGUUGAUUUUGGUUUCUUCGUGUUUAUUUUUGCUUCAUGCUGAACAGCAUGAAGCAUUUUAGACUCUUCACUCAAGACACCUGUUCUUUCUUUAGGACGUCGCACUGUGUGAAAAGUCCCUCUUUUCGUCUCGCUCCUGGGGGGCCACGGUUUCUCUAAGCAGCCUCUUUGGUGCGAGUGAUUGGUUCUUUUAUUCUGUCAGUAAAACUUUAUUUAACGUCCUGGAUGCUUCACCUUCUGACUGAUUUUAAAAUUCAUUCACAGGUUUAAAAACAAGUUUGUUUGUUUGUGUAUUCUUGUUAAAAAAAGAAGUGUAGACAUACAUGUUUGUGAGACACUGCUGUUCAUGUUUAUCUUGAAUGAAAUAGAGUACGUAGUAAAAAAAAAAAAAGUAUUAACUCCCAGUGUGACCUUGGAGAAACGCCUGUUUCUGAUUUUGCUUUUCAUUUAUUUCUGUUCCUCAGCAUUUCCUUUAGGUUUUUUGGCAAUAUUUGUCAGUAAGAUGUACACUAGGUUGGCGUACGCUGGUGUUUGCAAAGUAACUUGGUUUCCCAUGAGCCUCUUGCAAAAAAGAAAAUGCUGCUUUUAAGUCGCCCUAAGCUCAGACGUCAUAUGCUUGUGAUUUUGAUAUUUCUGACUGCACUUAAAGGCAGCAUUAGACUGAAGAUGCUCAUAGGGAACAUUUCUACUCAGAUUAAGAGAUUUUAUGACAUUUUGUCUCUCCAUUUGUUCAGUUUGCUGCAUGGAGGCGUGUUAGUUUCUGAGGGAUUAUGGGUGAUAAAUGCUGAGGAGAGGAGCCAGUAUCUGGUCCCUGCUGCUGCUGCUGCUGCUGCUGCUGCUGCUGCUGCUGCUUCUUCUCUGAAACCAAAAGCAUGUUGGCUACAGGCAGUGUCAGCCUGACGGUGUGUUGAAUGUCAGUGACGACGCAGUCAGCAGUUGCUGUGCAGCUGAUGCGACUGUUACUGACGUUGGUUAAAGUUUGAAUGUAGCUUUAAAGGCUGUAUUGUAUCAAUGAGGUGCCAACACUGCCAGCACUGAUUUUAAACACAGAGAAGUGACUCCGUCUGUGGUUCACUGAUAUUUUUCCCCAACUGGCGAGUCAGUGCGGAGGGUCUGAUUAGUAUGUAGCAUGAUGUCUACGAUGCUGAGAGAACACAACAACAACCCUCGGCUGUGUUUCUCUUCGGUCUAACCUGCAGUCCCAGUGAAGUUUCAUUUCCUGCUGGCAGGUAAAAUGAGGGCAGGUGAGGAGGAGAACGUUUGAGGUGUGGUGCAUGCCAAUAAGCUUGUUCUCUUUGUUUAUCUUCUUCCUCUCCGUAGAGGCCAUGUUGUCUUAUAUCAGAUAGGAGUCAAGAUGUCACAGUGUGAUGUGUGUAAGUUAUUACACCGGCUGUGUUGGCAGGUGAAGUUCUAUUAUCAGAACCUCUUUGGCUCGUUACUUGUGAGAUGUUUAAGGCCGAUAAGACAAAAUAGUACUUUUUUUUCUUUGCUGAAUUGAUGUACAUUUAACUGCCAGAAUCAAAGCUGACUGCAGUCUUUUUGUCUGUCAGUGGACGGCAGAUGAGAUGGUUUGAAAUCAAAGUUUUGAGUGAGUCAAGAGUUGAACUUUUUGUGAGUGCUUGUGAAGAACACGAUGGAGGUGUUUGUGUUUGUCAGGACGGUAAAGUUCGAAGGUUUGAUGUAAAAAGAUGUUAUUUGCACAGCAUUCACAGAAUGCAGCCCUUUUGUGUUUUUUCAUUUGUAUUUCUAAAAAUGAAGCACUACUUCUAUACAAAUAUAAAUAUAUACUGUACAUAAAAAAACACCCGAAGGAAUGAAUGUCAGAAAUGUUUAAAUUAUUUCAAACAUUACGUUUGGCCCCCUUUGGUUCAUUAUAUUUGUGAUGCCCUGAGAAUGUGUUUUUUUAUUAUAAAUAUUGCUAUUACUAUCAUAACCAUUAUUUUGUGUGAUAAUGACAAUAAUAAUAACCCUUUUGUAUCUACUCACCAACUGUAAAACCAGCUGUAGAAGUUAGUCGGGCACUGUGUGUGACUAAUCAAACAUGAACCUGCUCUGUUCUCUGAUUUCUUUUGUCGCUCUGUGUAAUAUAAGCUAAUAUAGAAGCAGUACUGUAGUGAGCUUGCAUGGCAAAAGAGAACAUAAUAGUAUGAAUAACACGAUGUAUUGUUUCUAUUAUUUGUGCCAUGAAGAAGCAGCAAUAAUAAAAGUUUGCGUGGAGGUUUUACAGUAUCGGGUAAUGAUGGGUGGGAUCGACUGCGUGUGAAUAUUUGAGGUACAUUGUUAUUUCUUUUUAGUCUAAUUGUUUUCAGACACACACAUUGUCACACACACACACACACACUCUGCUCAGACGGUGUGUUUUUACCACUGUUGUCAGCAUAAUGUUCAUGUUGGCGCUGCUGAAAAACCAAAAUAAGAGUUUAAAUUAAGCAGGAUGGUGAACAGGGAUUGAAAAGCCAAUGACAGAUGUGUCAUAUCUGAAAACAUUCCAGUUUUAUCAUCAUUCAGAAAGUGGAAACAAUCCAUCGUCAGUCUCUGAGUGACUUUGAUUUUACUUUUUUUGUGAGUCUCUAACAACGGUGAUUUGUUUGGCGCCUCAGUUUCUUACUUUUGUUUUUCAUUGUGCCUGCAACAGAGUGGUAAAAUUCACGUGGUUCAUACGUUGUAAACUGUAAAUGUAUUCUCUCUCUCUGUCAGUGUACAGUUGUUUCCUCUCACACUCACCCAUCCAACAUGCAUGGUUGUUUCACACGCCUGGAGUUCGCAGCAGAAGUCACUGUCGAAGAUGUCUGGCAGGUCAGAGCUCCCCCUGGAAAUGUUGGAAGAAAAUGACCAGUUUUUUGGUCAAAAUGGCAACAGAUGAGAUAAAAGAUAUAUUUUACAAGUCUGUAAAUGGAUUUUUGAGUAAAGAGAGUCUUUAAAUCUUUAAAAUUUAAAGGACAAACGGUCAUGUUGCUUACAGGUGUGAUUAAGAAAGUUAGAAAUCAGAUACUUCCUGACAUCUUUGAUACUGGAUUUUGCUGUUAAUCCCUUUGACCAGAGAGGUUCUUGCUUACUCCAGGUCGCCUACAUGUGAAACUGUGUUUUAUCACAUCAAUAUAUUGUAUGUACGUAUGUAUCUAUAAAUGUUUUCUUACUUUGUGAAUGCUUUUUUUCUGUUGUUUCUUCAUUAACAAAAAGGAUGAGAAAAUACAAUCAGUAACAAACAUUUACACAUGAAAAUAAAAUUUACAAGCUUGCCACAUCA